This is a messenger RNA of Oncorhynchus keta (chum salmon), 5720 nucleotides long. Its product is annotated as CD151 antigen-like. The transcript is spliced from 12 exons. The coding region runs from base 163 to 942 and encodes 259 amino acids. Lineage: Eukaryota; Metazoa; Chordata; Actinopteri; Salmoniformes; Salmonidae. The record is from RefSeq and is a predicted model, not a curated record. Gene Ontology annotation, cellular component: membrane.
GAGCUCAGCCUGUUGCUCAUAACCUUCACGGAGAGCAUGCAGACAGACAGACGUUACAGUACCACCGCCGUGACAGUGGAGUAGAGAGCGGAACAUUUCACAGUCUCUGGUAAGACUGUUUACCUCCGGAGGGGUGAGGAGGAUUCGCAGUUUGAGUUCAGGAUGCAGACGUAUGAUGAGAAAAACACAUGUGGGAUGAUUUGUCUGAAAUAUCUGCUAUUGACCUUUAACCUACUCUUCUGGCUGGCAGGUGGAGUGGUGAUGGCGGUGGGGGUGUGGACCCUCGUAGAGAAGAGUGACUACAUCAGCCUCCUCAACUCCACCUUCUACUCUGCCUCUGCCUACAUCCUCAUAGCUGCCGGGGCUAUCGUUGUCUUCACUGGGAUCGUAGGCUGCUGUGCCACCCUCAAGGAGAUGAGGAGUCUGCUAAUAGUGUAUUUCUUCCUGCUACUCUGUAUCUUCUUGCUGGAGAUUGUAGCUGGAGUCCUGGCCUAUAUCCAGUAUCAGGAGUGUUUCCCUUUCUGCCAGCAGCUGGAUAAGGAGCUGCAACACAACCUGAAGGAGACCAUGGUUCAGAAAUACCAGCAGUCGGGAGAGGAGAGCAUCACCAGUGCAGUGGACAAACUGCAGCAGGAGUUUAAGUGUUGUGGUAGUAACAGCUCGUCAGACUGGUCAGACAGUGUGUGGAUCCUGACACCUAGCAACGAGAGACUGGUCCCAGACAGCUGCUGCAAGACACCCAGUAACCUCUGUGGCCGCAGAGACCACCCCUCUAAUAUCUACAAGGUGGAGGGAGGGUGCAUCACUAAGCUGGAGACCUUCAUUCUGAGCCAACUGCAGAUCCUGGGAGCAGUGGCGAUCGGCAUCGCCUUCCUCCAGCUCGUAGGGAUGAUCCUUGUCUGCUGCCUGUAUCGAGGUCUGAAGGAGGAGGAGUCAUACUGAGCAUCGCUGUUGGCACGACGACAACAGCAAGAAGACAACAACAACAACACAACCACAACAACAACAUAUUUACCAGUAUUUAGAUAUGCUUUCUCUCUGUCUCGGACGCUACAUACGUCUCCUGUAGAUAUGUGGAAUGAAAGUCAUUUUUUUUUCAAAGACAAAUUUAAUCUAUGUUGAAGUUUAGGUAAGGUAGGCAGCAGGAACAGGCAGACAGACAGACAGGCAAAGAGGUAGGCAGACAGACAGACAGGCAAAGAGGUAGGCAGACAGACAGACAGGCAAAGAGGUAGGCAGUCAGACAGACAGGCAAAGAGUCAGACAGACAGGCAGGCAAGCAGUCAGACAGGCAAAGAGGUAGGCAGGAAGGUUGCAGCAGACAGACAGACAGGCAAGCAGUCAGACAGGCAGGCAAAGAGGCAGACAGGAAGGUUGCAGCAGACAGACAGACAGACAGACAGGCUGUGGGACAGCCAGACAGACAGGAAGGAAGAUAAGCUGUGGAGACAGACAGACAGACAGACAGACAGACAGACAGACAGACAGACAGACAGACAGACAGACAGACAGACAGACAGACAGACGCACAGACAGACGCACAGACAGACGCACAGACAGACAGACAGACAGACAGACAGACAGACAGACAGACAGACAGACACAGACAGACAGACAGACAGACAUGCUGUGGGACAGACAGCCAGACAGGAAGGAAGACGAGCUGUGGGACGGCAGUGUUAUAGAGUUGGCUAGCGUCUAGCCUGUAUUGUAUGAGUUUCUAUUCCAUGUUUUAUUUUCUCUUCCUGCCAUAGUCUAUUCUUAGGUAGAUGCUGGUCUAUUCUGCCUUGGGUAGAUGCUGGUCUAUUCUGCCAUGGGUAGAUGCUGGUCUAUUCUGCCAUGGGUAGAUGCUGGUCUAUUCUGCCUUGGGUAGAUGCUGGUCUAUUCUGCCAUGGGUAGAUGCUGGUCUAUUCUGCCUUGGGUAGAUGCUGGUCUAUUCUGCCUUGGGUAGAUGCUGGUCUAUUCUGCCAUGGGUAGAUGCUGGUCUAUUCUGCCUUGGGUAGAUGCUGGUCUAUUCUGCCAUGGGUAGAUGCUGGUCUAUUCUGCCUUGGGUAGAUGCUGGUCUAUUCUGCCUUGGGUAGAUGCUGGUCUAUUCUGCCUUGGGUAGGUAGAUGCUGGUCUAUUCUGCCUUGGGUAGGUAGAUGCUGGUCUAUUCUGCCUUGGGUAGAUAGAUGCUGGUCUAUUCUGCGUUGGGUAGAUGCUAGUCUAUUCUGACUUUGGUAGAUGCUGGUCUAUUCUGCCUUGGGUAGAUGCUGGUCUAUUCUGCCUUGGGUAGAUAGAUGCUGGUCUAUUCUGCCUUGGGUAGAUAGAUGCUGGUCUAUUCUGCGUUGGAUAGAUGCUGGUCUAUUCUGCGUUGGGUAGAUGCUAGUCUAUUCUGCCUUGGGUAGAUGCUGGUCUAUUCUGCGUUGGAUAGAUGCUGGUCUAUUCUGCGUUGGGUAGAUGCUAGUCUAUUCUGCCUUGGGUAGAUAGAUGCUGGUCUAUUCUGCGUUGGGUAGAUGCUGGUCUAUUCUGCGUUGGGUAGAUAGAUGCUGGUCUAUUCUGCGUUGGGUAGAUGCUGGUCUAUUCUGCGUUGGGUAGAUAGAUGCUGGUCUAUUCUGCGUUGGGUAGAUGCUAGUCUAUUCUGCCUUGGGUAGAUAGAUGCUGGUCUAUUCUGCGUUGGAUAGAUGCUGGUCUAUUCUGCGUUGGGUAGAUGCUGGUGGAUUUCAACAUGUACAGUGCCUUCAGAAAGUGUUCACACCCCUUGACUUAUUCCACAUGUUGUUGUGUUACAGCCUGAAUUCAACAUGGAUUAAAUAGAUUUUCCUCGUCAAUCUACACACAAUACCACAUAAUGAUAAACUGAAAACAUGUUUUUGGAAAUGUUGAAAAAAAAUGUGUUGAAAAUUAAAUACAAAAAUAUCUCAUUUACACAAGUAUUCACACCCCUGAGUCAAUAUUUUGUAGAAACAACUUUAGCAAUGCUUACGGCUGUGAGUCUUUCUGGGUGAGUCUCUAAGAGUGAUUACAGCUGUGAGUCUUUCUGGGUGAGUCUCUAAGAGUGAUUACAGCUGUGAGUCUUUCUGGGUGAGUCUCUAAGAGUGAUUACAGCUGUGAGUCUUUCUGGGUGAGUCUCUAAGAGUGAUUACAGCUGUGAGUCUUUCUGGGUGAGUCUCUAAGAGUGAUUACAGCUGUGAGUCUUUCUGGGUGAGUCUCUAAGAGUGAUUACAGCUGUGAGUCUUUCUGGGUGAGUCUCUAAGAGUGAUUACAGCUGUGAGUCUUUCUGGGUGAGUCUCUAAGAGUGAUUACAGCUGUGAGUCUUUCUGGGUAAGUCUCUAAGAGUGAUUACAGCUGUGAGUCUUUCUGGGUGAGUCUCUAAGAGUGAUUACAGCUGUGAGUCUUUCUGGGUAAGUCUCUAAGAGCUGUGAGUCUUUCUGGGUAAGUCUCUAAGAGUGAUUACAGCUGUGAGUCUUUCUGGGUGAGUCUCUAAGAGUGAUUACAGCUGUGAGUCUUUCUGGGUAAGUCUCUAAGAGCUGUGAGUCUUUCUGGGUGAGUCUCUAAGAGUGAUUACAGCUGUGAGUCUUUCUGGGUGAGUCUCUAAGAGUGAUUACAGCUGUGAGUCUUUCUGGGUGAGUCUCUAAGAGUGAUGACAGCUGUGAGUCUUUCUGGGUAAGUCUCUAAGAGGGAUUACAGCUGUGAGUCUUUCUGGGUAAGUCUCUAAGAGAUUUACACACCUGGAUUGUGCAACAUUUGCCUAUUAUUCUUUAAAAAAUUCUUCAAGCUCUUUCAAAUUAUUUGUUGAUCACGGCAAGACAACCAUUUUCAGGUCUUAGAUUUUCAAGUCAAAACUGUAACACGGCCACUCAGGAACAUCCACUGUCUUCGUGUUAAGCAACUCCGGAGUAGAUUUGGCCUUGUGUUUUAAGUUAUUGCCCUGCUGAAAGGUGAAUGAAUCUCCCAGUGUCUGGUGGAAAACAGACCAAACCAUAUUUUCCUCUGGGAUUUUGCCUGUGCUUCAUUCCAAGUGUUACUGAGAAACACUCCCCAGUCCUUAAUUAACAAUUACAAGCAUACCCAUAACAUGAUUUAACCACAAACAGAAUACUUUGUAUUCAGGACAAAUUGUCAUUGCUUUGCCACAUUUUUUGCAAUAUUACUUUAGUGACAUUGACAUUUUUUUUAGACUUCCUUCUUUUCACUCUGUCAUUUAGGUUAGUAUUGUGGAGUAACUACAACGCAUCCUCAGUUUUCUCCUGUCACAGCCAUUCAUCUCUGUCAUUUAGGUUAGUAUUGUGGAGUAACUACAAUGCAUCCUCAGUUUUCUCCUGUCACAGCCAUUAAACUCUGUCAUUUAGGUUAGUAUUGUGGAGUAACUACAAUCCAUCCUCAGUUUUCUCCUGUCACAGCCAUUCAUCUCUGUCAUUUAGGUUAGUAUUGUGGAGUAACUACAAUCCAUCCUCAGUUUUCUCCUGUCACAGCCAUUAAACUCUGUCAUUUAGGUUAGUAUUGUGGAGUAACUACAAUGCAUCCUCAGUUUUCUCCUGUCACAGCCAUUCAUCUCUGUAACUGGUUUAAAGUCAUCAUUGGCCUCAUGGUGAAAUCCAUGAGCGGUUUCCUUCCUCUCUGGCAACUGAGUUAGGAAGGAUGCCUGUAUCUUUGUAGAAACUGGUUGUAUUGAUACACUAUCCAACGUGUAAUUAAUAACUUCACCAUGAUGAAAGGGAUAUUCAAUGUCUGUUCUUAUUAUGUUUAGCUUCCUACCAAUAGGUGCCAUUCUUUGCGAGGCAUUGGAAAACCUUCCUGGUCUUUGUGGUUGAAUCUGUGUUUGAAAUGUACUGCUCAACAGGGACCUUACAGAUAAUUGUAUGUGUGGGGUACAGAGAUGAGGUAGUCCAUUCAAAUAUCAUGUUAAACACUAUUAUUGAAUACACAGUGAGUCAAUGCAACUUAUUAUGUGACUUGUUAAGCACAUUUUUACUCCUAAACUCAUUUAGGUUUCCCAUAACCAAGCGGUUGAAUAAUUAUUGACUUAUUUAAACUUUUCAUGUUUUAUUAAUUUGUAAACAUUUAGGAAACAUAAUUCCACUUUGACAUUAUGGGGUAUUGUGUGUAGGCCAGUGAGAUUUUUUUGUGUGCAAUUCAAUCCAUUUUAUUUCAGUCUGUAACACAACAAAAUAUGGAAAAAGUCAAGGGGUGUGAUUACUUUCGUGUAUGUGCCCCAUGACCUUAGCUAAAAAGGUGAGUUUUAGGCCUUAAAUAGGAUUAUAUUGAAGCUAUUUAUGCAGAAGUUCAAAUGAGUCUGUUACAUUUGUUUAUUUAGCAUUACUUUUGUGCCUUAUAUUCAACACACAUGUAUUUUCAGAUUGUUAUAAAUCAUCUUAUUUGCAUUGUUUAAUCCUCACUUGCUACUGUCCACUGUACACAUUACUUUUAUUUUGAAAUGCGUUCAGAGAGAGAAAACGUGUGUUGAACUGUCAUUGGCUAGAUGAAACGGAGGUCAUACUAUCAUUGGCUGGAUUUCCAAACCAGUUCCUGUUUUAAUUUUUAUAAUGUUUCAUUAAGUUCUCCUGGCAGCAAGAUAUUAUGCUGGCAGUACAUGGCGGAAUUCUUUUUUCAAAAUAAGAGUCCUCCUACAAAGACAUGCUAAACUUUGGGAAUAUCUAUAUUUUUUUUACACUAGUACAGUACAACUGUUUUUCACAGAAUUUCAAUCACAUUUAAUAAAAUACAUGUAUAAUCUGACA